AGUUUGUUCUGUUUUGUUUGCUUGACUGUUGUUCUCCUGUGCUAGAUGACGGGUCUUGUCACGGAGGUGGAUAUCCGUGAUCGUUCCUUCCGGGAGUCUGUAGACCGCCGGAUUGAGGAGGCGCGUCAGGAGGAGAACAUAUCUGCAACUAAUGAUGUAAGAGGGAAUCUGGCUGCUGCUCGAGAACAAAUCCAGACCCUCCAGGCGGAAUUGAACUCUUCAUUGGAGGCCCUUAAAAAGGCUGAGGAGGAAACAGCUGAGACAGCGAAGCAUACCUCGUCUUUAGAAAAUGAGCUGUCUCGGACUCGCAAAGUUCUCCAAGAGUCGGAUGAGAGGGCAACUGCCUUGGAGGCUCGCUGCAAAGGAGUUUCGGAGCAACUGUCCUCUAUGGCGAAUGCCCUUCAGGAGAGGAAUGAGGCUUUGGGCCAAAAAGCGGAGGUCCAGCGCCAGUAUGAUGCCUUAAAGGCAGAUUUUGAUGGACUUCAAGCUCAUAUGAAGGAGGAGAAAACUCAGAAAGAGGCAGCCCUAGCUCGGGUGCAGGUCCUCGAGCAGGAGUUGAGUGCAAGUUCUGACCGUAUCAGAGAUCUGGCUUCUUCGGCUGAAGAAUUCAAACUUCGUCAUGAUCAACUUAACCAGGAAGUCAGGGCUUUGGAAUGCAAAGCUCAGCUGGUACGUGAGCAAUGCAUAGCGGAGUAUCAGGAGUCUGAUGAGCUGAAGGAGAAGAUCAUUCAGGCCGGUGAGUUGGCUGUUCAGGACUACAGGGACUCUUCUGAGUUUAAGGAGUUUGUAGCUGAGGCCUGUGAAGCGCAUCUUGCUAAAUAUUUAGCUUCUGAUGAAAUGAAGAGGGCUAUUGUUAAUAAAGCCCUUCAUUUUUACUCAUCCGGCUAUAAUCGUGGUUUAAGAGAGGCUAGGCAGGCUCCUGAUAUCCCGUUGUCAGAGCUUCGCAAGCGGGAGGUAGAUUCAGAUGGCGAGCCGGUAAUGUAUGGAGAGGAUGAUUUCCCUAUGCCCCGGGGAGAUUGCCGUGUUGGUGGCCGGGCAACUGUGUCUUCCUCGGAUGAAUCCGAGCUGGAAGAAGAGGACGUGGAAGUCCUUGGGUCGAAGGAUGACGACCCUGUUGCUGAGGAGGAGGACCCCAACCUUGGGUCAGAGAUUGCUUCUGCUGCUAACGUUGAGAGCUCUGAUCCAAGGGAUGCUGAGCUUCCUGCAGAUGUCACUGCAAAUAGGGAUAAUGUGGGCGAGGGAGUUUUAACUGAUGUAAGUCCUUUAAGGACUAUCUAUCCUCCUACUUCGCCUGAGAGGUGAAUUGUAAUGUUUUGUUAAUUUUUCAUAUGCCCUGUAAUGUGUUUUUAUAAGUGCUGUAUUGACUUUUAGCUUUUAGCUAAUAGUGUGAUCAAGAUCUUUGGAAAACUGACUUGGGCUUUGGAUGUAACUUUUUUCUUCUUUAUUUAUGCCUUAGACGGUUUAGUCUCUAUAUGAAGAGAAUUUUGGUUUUUUCGUUGGCCCUCAUGCCUUUGGGUUUUUAAGGAUAUAUGUUUAUCCGAGCUGGAAGCCCGUUCUUCUGCCUCGGCUAAACUUUUAAUCAUUAGCAUGCAUUUUGAGUUCGGCACCCUUUUGCCAUCGUGCCCCCUGCCUCUUUAUGAGGUCGGAACAUGUUUUUUACUGGUAACUCUUGGUUCCUUAUUUCUACUUAGCCUCUAUUUUGAGGUCGUCGUUUACUUGCUGGGGUGCCCCGAGCUUUUCCUCGAGGUCGGAACCUUUACUUGGUAUUUUUUCGGGCUCUCCUCUUUUGUGAGGUCGGAACCGUAACUACUGCGAGGUCGACACUGUUAUGCCCCGAGUUUUUUUUU
This is a messenger RNA of Manihot esculenta (cassava), 1847 nucleotides long. Its product is annotated as tropomyosin-1, isoforms 9A/A/B-like. The transcript has a single exon. Lineage: Eukaryota; Viridiplantae; Streptophyta; Magnoliopsida; Malpighiales; Euphorbiaceae. Bases 46 to 1302 code for a protein of 418 amino acids. The record is from RefSeq and is a predicted model, not a curated record.